AUUAAGUUAAAGCAAAUAAUUAUAUUGGCAAUAAAAACGUUUUCCCGACUUUAAGAAUCUCUUUCACUUAAAAAAAAGAAUUUGCUUGUAUUUCCGGAACAUGUCGAAAUAUAUGUUUUUAUUGAUAGCUUUGAUUCUAGUUAGGGAUAUUGCUAGCAAGACCGUUAAAAAAGCUUCAGCAAAAAAAUAUAACAAUCCUGAGGAAAGCGACGAUUUUUAUGAGGGUGAUAUAGCAAUGCCUGAGAGCUCAUUGCGAAAUGGCAUAGUUGGAGAAAUAUUUAGAUGGGAUAAAGGAAUUAUUCCGUAUGUAAUAACUUCAAGAUUCACUGCUGAAGAACAAAGAAUUAUUCGUCUAGCAUUCGCCACUUACCAUAAAUACACGUGCAUCAAGUUCAUACCAAGAAGACCAAACGAUAAAUAUUAUCUCAAUAUUACUAAUGAGGCUAAGUCGUUCUGUUUUUCCUUCAUAGGAAGACAACCAACCGGACCACAACUCUUAAAUCUUGGAAAUAAGUGUUUUAAAAAAUUAGGAACCACAAUACAUGAGUUAAUGCACGCUGUUGGAUUUUGGCAUGAACAAAGUAGAACUGACAGGGAUAAAUUUGUUAACGUUAUUAUGAGAAAUAUUAAAAAAGGUAUGGAAAGUAAUUUUCAGAAAAAGCCAACUGAUGUUAAUUUUGGCCAACCUUAUGAUUAUGAAUCAAUAUUGCAUUAUAAUCCUAAAGCAUUUACCAGUAACGGAAAUUACACACUAGUUCCAAAGGCAAGGGAUCAAAAGCUUCUAAAAGACAUGGGUCAACGAAUAGGAUUGUCGAAGAUUGACAUAGCUAAAAUAAAUCUAAUGUAUAAUUGUACUGAGAAAACCAGAAAAAUUCUGAACAGCCCUAAGAAAUUUUUUGUUGUAACAGGAAAACAAUAACUAAGGCACUACAUUGGCUUUGACGCGAGAAUGCAAAUAUUGGAGUUUAGAAAUUACAUAUAAUUGAGGCGUUGCCAUUAAAAAUGGAGUAAGUGCCAAAAUUUUUAAAACGUUGUUUUGCAAGUGACUUUCUUGUCUCUGUUAGUUAUAAAAAACGCCAAGAUAGAGCUCUGGUAAUAACAUCCUCGUAGUUGGAACAAUAAUUUUUUGCUUCUCUUGUGAAAUGUUGUUUUUGGCACUUACCUCCUUUUCAUUGUCAAUACCUCAAUUAUAUUAGGUAUAUAGAUAUACUUUAUAGUUUAUGAAACAAUUUUUUGUUACUCAAAUCUCAUUAAAAUAUUUUUUAUAUUGAGCAUA
Molecule: messenger RNA, 1276 nt
Organism: Diabrotica virgifera virgifera (western corn rootworm)
Lineage: Eukaryota; Metazoa; Arthropoda; Insecta; Coleoptera; Chrysomelidae
Product: zinc metalloproteinase nas-7-like
Exons: 4
Coding region: 101-919 (272 amino acids)
Biological process (GO): proteolysis
Molecular function (GO): metalloendopeptidase activity; zinc ion binding
Source: RefSeq, a predicted model, not a curated record